Molecule: messenger RNA, 2038 nt
Organism: Brassica napus (rape)
Lineage: Eukaryota; Viridiplantae; Streptophyta; Magnoliopsida; Brassicales; Brassicaceae
Product: UPF0496 protein At5g66660-like
Exons: 2
Coding region: 669-1862 (397 amino acids)
Source: RefSeq, a predicted model, not a curated record
GUGUGAUGCGAUGAUCUCGCGACACGUGACUCUCGACGUCGAGGAUGUUAACACGUGUCCACGCGACAAAAAGACUGAUCUGCGAGGCGGCCGCGUUUCGCUCCCGUGUAGUGUCUAGGGUUUCUCAAGUUGGGCCGCUGGAAAUGGGCCCAAUUGUGUAACGAAUUUUAGCCCGGUAGGUUUAGUGGGCUUAUAUUAUAAUCUGUUUCUGGGCUGGGCCCUUGGGCCCGUUUCUAUAAAUUAAAAAACUAUUGACGGAAAAAAAAAAAAAAAAAGACUUUUAAAAGAGAAACAUUUGGAUUCUUUCUUGUGUAGUGAGAUUGGCCAAACCCCUAGUAGAUACAAACCUUGAGGUACUAUUCACUCAUAAAGCAUUAGAGAAACACAGGGAAUCUUGACAUUGAGAUCUUGAUCCCCAUCCUGAUAAUAAGUUGAUAUUGACAAACCAAGUCGAAACGCAAUAUAUUUUUUUAUUGACAACUUGUUCCACAGGACUACAUAUAAAAAGACCGGAGCCUAUUACGUGUCCAUGUACAAGGUUGACUAACUGUUAAAGUUUGGAGAUGGAGAUAUAUAUAGAGAAUUGGUCAGAGCACAAGUAAAAUCUCGACAUCCUCCUCUCUUGUCCAAGUUUUCAAAUUGUCCCAACCAGCAGCAGUAAGUAUAAAAUGGUGUUCUGUGGGCUCUUCUCUCCUCUUAUGAAUUGCAUCAAACCAAAUUCUAUCAACAAGAACACUUCCCUGGUCCGAACAGAUAUGAGUUCCAAAUACUCAUCAGACCUCAAGUACUACACAUCCGCUUGCCAACAAGACUCCGACCUCAAAACCUUUGAUUCCUCCCUUCACAAGCGAACAAAUAGUGUCAUGAAGUUGCUCGCUGAUCAGGCCAAGUCCCAGUCUAUAUCCCAAGGCUCACUCAUAGUCAUGGAGGUCUACGAGUUUAUGCUCGACCUCAACCGAGACGUAGUAAAGGAGAUCAUCGAAAGCAGAGAAGACGUCAGGAACAACAAAGACCUGACUUCUUUGGUCGAUGUCUACUUCAAAAACACCUCCAAGACCUUAGACUUCUGCAACACCGUCCAGAACUGCGUCAAGAUAGCAGAGAACAGCCGCCUUAUCAUCCGAUACGCGGUGAAGCAGUUCGAGGCAGAAUCCGAGGACGCGAAGAGGAACAAGUACGCGAAAACCUUGGAGGAGCUGAAUAAGUUUAAAGCCGUGGGAGAUCCUUUCGACGGAGAGUUGUUGACUCAGUACGAGUCGGUGUGCGAGGAGCAGGAUCUGCUUCUUGAGGAAUUGGGUAAGCUGAGAGCAAAGCUCGACAAGAAACAGAGGAAUCUAAAGACGUGGAGGAGACUUUCAAACGUGGUUUUCAUAACUGCGUUCGUCUCCGUUCUUCUCUUAUCGGUGGCUGCGGCGGCAUUGAGCGCGCCGAUAGUGUUGACUGCGGUCGCCGCUGGGUUGACCCCGUCGAUCGAGGUUGUCGGAAAAUGGAGUAACGAGAUGUGGAAGAAGUACGAAAAGGCUGUCAGGGGACAGAGGGAGUUGGUCUCGACGGUGGAGACCGGAGCGAAAGUUAACAGAAUAGCGACGGAUAGCAUAAGACUGGAAGUUGAAAAUCUGAGAAUAAAGUUGAAAUUUAUUCUGGAGACUGUUGAUUUUGCGGUGGAGAGAGAAGGAGGAGGAGAAGAAGAUGAGGAGGCGACGAGACUUGCGAUGCAAGAAAUCAAGAAGAAAGUAGAAGGGCUUACGGAGAAAAUCAAGGAAGUAGGUCAACAUACGGAUAGGUUCAGCAAAGUCAUUUCUUCGGAGAGACGUCUCGUCCUGCAGCACAUCCUCAGCUUACCCGCCAACUCCCUCUCAUAGAAGGGGUUCUUGCAAAGGAUGUGUCAUCAAAAGUUGUUGAGCAGGUUGUUCACUUGAAAGGGCUGGUUCAAAAAAUAAACAUCUGUUGACUUAAUAUUGUCUACUAUAAUGAUCUUUUAGAUUCCAUUUUAAAAUGUAAAUGUUAAGAUUUGAAACAAGAUUUGUGAGAAUGUGUU